GCAGGGCGGGAACGAAUCCUCUGGCCCCACCGACCCUGAAAGAGGUGAAACAACCUCUCCGAGCUCGAGCUGCGGGGCGGCGAGAGGCAGCGGCCACAGCUCGGAUCCCUCCGCCUUUGUGGUGACGCGUCCCUCGCUCCCAUGGCAACUCCAGCCCGAGACGCUCCAGAGUGAGGGACAGGGCACUCCACCAAUCAGGAAAGAAGAUGGUCCGACCCAGCGAAUCAAGGUACGGACACAAAAACGCCCGCCCUCCAGUGGAGUAACUUGUUGCGGUGCUGCUACUAGCCUGCAUAUGAAACUUCUCAUCCUCAGCCCCAAACCAAACCAAUGAUUUAAAUGAAGAACAAAAAUUAUUUGAGUUAAGGACCUGAGCAACGCCAGGGAAAUCUCCUAGGAAGAACACAAGAACAGCCAAAGGUCCAGUAGGAGGAAGAUCAGGCCUCUGAAGCACAUCUGGAAAGAACUGAACACCCAUCUAUGUCUGAUUUCUUUCACAGAACUGAAGGAAAAUGAACCAAGUUAUUUCCUUGCUCGAUGAUUGCCUCAUCAAAACAAAACAUGUAGAGCAUGCAGCCAUCAUCAAAAUAAAGGAUGGAAGUGUGUGGGCAUCAACCCUUGGCUUUAAUCUGCAGCCACAGACUGUCCAUGUCAUCAUCCAUGCUUUCUUCAAGAACUUACUGCAAGUCAGAAAGGAAGGACUUUACUUCAAGGAGAAGCAUUAUAAAUGCGUCCGAGCAGAUGACUGCUCCAUGUAUCUUAAAAAUGUGGAUGGAGGUUUGAUAGCUGUGAAGACCGAGUCGUGCAUCCUGCUUGCUACUUACUUAGAGGGCAUGUAUCCCAGUGUAUGUGUGGAAGCCAUAGAGAAACUGGCGGAAUAUUUCAGAGAUAAGGAAAACUGAAUCUGAAAACAACUUAAAAUUGAUCAAGCUUAUGAAGACUGGUGCGUUAGAAGACCAGUUUGUAAUGAAGUACAUCUAAGCAAGCAAAACAAUAUCCAUUAUUCUGCAAUAUUCUAAGCUUUUUUGAUUUCUCUAAAAGCUUUACUGUUGCCUUUCAUUAAAUAUUCCAUUUCUUCUAAUGCCUGCUCAGGGUAUUCAGUGCCCCUGUACAUGUAAAAAUGAAAUAAUUUAUACCUGCAAGACAGAGGGAAUGGUACCUUGGCACCCCUGAGUCUUUUGGCUUCUUCCCUUCUUUGACCAUCUGUACUCUGAAACUGUUACCUCUUAGAUAGUCCCGGAGGGAGGGACUUCCAACACUCCAGUCAUCUGAAGAAGUGGGUUGUGCCCAUGAAAGGUCAUGAUACUAUGU
Molecule: messenger RNA, 1311 nt
Organism: Pelodiscus sinensis (Chinese soft-shelled turtle)
Lineage: Eukaryota; Metazoa; Chordata; Testudines; Trionychidae
Source: RefSeq, a predicted model, not a curated record